AUGUCUCAAGAACGCUUCACGUCUUUUGCUAUCAUCGGCGCAGGUCCUAACACCGGGAUUCCCAUCGUGAAGGCAUUCCUCGCCAUUGGCGCUCCAAUUCUCGUUAUUGCUAGGCCGACAUCUACGAACCCCUCUGCUUUCCCUGCCGAUGAUCCUAACCUAAAGGUUGUGCGCGCAGACUAUACGUCUGCAUCUGAGAUCUCCGCAAUUCUUCGCGAGCACAAAGUAGAUGUUCUCAUUUCCACCGUUACCCUUGUUUUCGGAGGUGUAGUUGGCCAGAAUGUUCUCGCCGAUGCUGCCAAGGAGGCAGGUGUGAAGCUCUUUGUGCCCAGCGAGUUCGGUAUUUUACCGCAAUUAGCCAAAGGCGGUAUAGCUUUUCAAAAGACUGACUUCGCAGUUUAUGCAAAGUCCAUUGGAUUGCCAACUCUCCGCAUCUUCAAUGGAUUGUUCUACGAGUUUGUGCCUUGGCUCACCGCGCUUGCUGACACUGGCAAAUUUCAUAUCGUGGACAAAGGAGAAACACCAGGGUCGUUCACUGCGGUAUCCGACGUUGCAGGAUACGUGGCUCAUAUUCUUACCACUCAACCUCCAUCUCGCCUACUUGAUGUUGAAAUUCACAUCGAGGGACAGCGCGCAACGUUCUCGGAGAUCGCUGCCCUAUAUAAAGGCAGCGUACCUGUGGUACAUUGUGAUGCCCUUCCUAUGGAAGGUGUGGUCAAUGCGCCAUUCCGUACUCUCUUCCAGAAGCACAUUGGAGUUGGAGGGGGAAGUUGCGGGUGGAACCCUGUGACAAAGUCGGACGAUCCGGUAUCAGCUAGCAGGGACAACUCACUAUGGGAGGGGCACCGCUGGUUGACCAUUGGGGAGGUUCUUGGACUGUAA
Molecule: messenger RNA, 882 nt
Organism: Suillus paluster
Lineage: Eukaryota; Fungi; Basidiomycota; Agaricomycetes; Boletales; Suillaceae
Exons: 4
Coding region: 1-882 (293 amino acids)
Source: RefSeq, a predicted model, not a curated record